CUAACUUCGACUCGGUGCUCAGUGCAAAGGUCAAGAUACAGAUCCAGGACUUUCCAUAAUGUCAAGACCUAUACGAUUGUCGAGAAACCAUAAACCAUCUCUAUGCUCAUCCGCGAUCCCUUCCCUCUCCAGACCAUUCUCAACCCAACAAAUCCACUCUCGAUCCAUAUCCACUCAUCUCCCCACCCACUCUCCCAACUCUCUAACUUCACCUCUCAAUACCCCCACACCUCCAAAUAACACCUAUUCCCAAAAGACCUCGUUACUUUCAAAUCAUCCUAAUAAAUCACAUAUCACUCGAUCUUUUCAAAACUCACAAUCUCAAAACCCCACUUCCGCACGACGAAAUCACUCAACUUCAACGGUCAACCCUUCUGAAAUAGCCCAUUUCGCACGUUUAUCUUCUGAAUGGUGGGAUGAAAAAGGAGAAUUCGGUUUAUUACAUCGUAUGAACCCUAUUCACUUACAUACAUCUCCUAAUCAAUCAACUCAACAAAUUCAAUCACAACCACUCGAAUCAGAAGAGUGUGAAGAGGAAUGGACGUUUUCUACUAGAUAUCAAAACAGAGAAGAAAACCCGGGUUAUUGGUUAUCCGGUAAAAAGAUUUUAGACGUAGGUUGUGGAGGAGGUUUAUUAAGUGAAAGUUUAACGAGAUUAGGUGGUGAUGUAUUAGGUAUCGAUGCGAGUGAAAAAAAUAUAAUAAUGGCGAAAUUACAUGCUCAAGAUGGAGCAGAGAGGAAAGGAAUGAAGGGAAAUUUGGAAUAUAAAUGUAUGACGGCGGAAAAACUUAGAGAUCAAGGACAGAAAUUUGAUUUAGUGGUUUCUAUGGAAGUUUUGGAACAUGUUGAUCAACCUGAAGAAUUUUUGAAAUGUUUAGGUGAUAUGGUUAUACCAGGAGGUCAUUUGAUUCUUUCCACAAUAUCUAGAACACCUCUAUCAAGAUUUUUGACAAUCACAAUGGCUGAAUCUAUACUAGGUUUAGUUUCCAAAGGUACGCAUACAUGGAAUAAAUUUAUUCGUCCUGAAGAAUUGAAACGGCGAAUCAUUAAUGCCAGUUUCGUACAUUCCGAUAUGGGCGGUCAUUCAAUAUGGCAACUUAAUUCAGAUUCAUCAGAUAUCCAAACCGAUCAAGUUGGUUCUACUCAGGGAAUGGUGUAUAAUCCUUUAAUUGGGAAAUGGGUAUUGAUGCAAGGGGUUGAAGGUACUUUUAGUAAGAAAUGGAAUCAAGGUUGUAAUUAUUUAUUUCAUGCUGAGAAAAGAAAGGUUUCACUUGGUUUGAAGGAUCAUUGA
This is a messenger RNA of Tremella mesenterica DSM 1558, 1291 nucleotides long. RefSeq lists its product as uncharacterized. Gene Ontology annotation, molecular function: 2-methoxy-6-polyprenyl-1,4-benzoquinol methyltransferase activity. The transcript has 5 exons. Lineage: Eukaryota; Fungi; Basidiomycota; Tremellomycetes; Tremellales; Tremellaceae. The record is from RefSeq and is a predicted model, not a curated record. The coding region runs from base 59 to 1291 and encodes 410 amino acids. Gene Ontology annotation, biological process: ubiquinone biosynthetic process.